AUGUAUUUUACAGUGUGGAAAAUCUCGAAAGCGUUUAUAUUAAUUCUCUUUUUGUUCACUAAAGCUCCUGGAUUACCAAGUCCAACGUUCCACUGGAUUCGAUCAUUUGGAUUCGAUGAAAAGCAAGAGAUUAUAUCAGAAUAUUCAGACUCUGAUUAUGAUGAAGUUUCAAAGACACUUACCAUUCGGUUAUACGGUCUCAAUCUACUAGAUUCUGGAAUAUACAGUUGUUUUGUACAAAAUCAUCUUGGUUCUAGUCAACCAGCCUCCGUCAGUGUACUAAUUAAAAGCAAGCCAAUGUUGAUAAGCAAACCAUUUGGACAGGCAACUUUACACCUACAUACUGCCAGCUUACUAAACAACCACAGAAAUGCUGGUCAUUACAAUGAGAUUGGAAAUCUGUUACAAUAUGGUGUUAAUAUAGUUAACAAGAGAAAUAUGAGCUGUACAUUUAUAUCAAGUUUACCGCCUGAUAUACAAUGGCUGUUUCAUAGAAACCAAGGCAUAUUUACUAAUCAUCAUAAUAUAUUUGAUAAUGAUUAUAGUAUAUUAAAACAAUCAACACGUAACUAUAUCAUGAAGAAUAAAUUUGGUCUAUGGAGAAUUGAAACAUGGUUAGAAUUUCAAGAAGUUGAUAUACUUCUAUAUGUUAAAAAUACUUUAAAUAAAGUAUUAAAGCGACUGGAUAUUGAAUUUACUGAAAAAUUGACACUAUACAAUUGGAAUUUUCAAGUAUUAAAACAAAUAUUGGAAUUUAUUAUAAUUCUUCGAAUGGAAGGCAAGUACUUAUGUGAAACAUCUAAUUCAAUGGGUAUUGAACAAGGUUCAAUAAAUUUAACAAUACAAACACCACCAAGACCAUUUAUCAGCUUCAAUGAAAUCACAUCAACUUCUGCUGAUUCAUCAAAGACAGGCAAUCAGUACACGAGUAGUUCAAAACUUUAUGGUCCAUUAUUUUGUCAAUUUUUUGGUAAACCAGCUGUACAUACAAUCAACUGGUGGAAAUUUACUGGAUCAAACUAUCAUGAAAUAAAUGAUGCUGAUAAUAAUAAUAAUAAUUGGAAACUAAUUUAUACCAUUGAAAAUUUUAAUAAAACAAUAAAAUUUGAAGAAGUGAAUAAUUAUCUGAUUGUCACCGGAAAGCCAGCAUUCAUUAUUCCAUCAACUUACGAUUUCACCUCAAGCGGGAAACAGACGGACUAUAACAAUUUCUACUAUAGUUUAGAGAAAACAAAUUACAAAUUUACUAUGUUCACAAUGCUAUGGUUAAAAGAAGUAAAUUCUGAAGACUAUGGAUAUUACAAGUGUGAAUCAGUUAGCGAAGUUGGGCGGGUUUCUGAAAUUCGUCUACUCAAAGAACCAAAUGUACCACAAACUAUUACUGAACUCUAUCAAAUUCAAUCCACAUGGACAUCUGUCACUAUAUCCUGGGAACAGAAUUAUCAUGAUUCACAACUGGAUUUACCAUAUCAAGAUAUAUUGAAUACAUCAAAUGAUAAUAAUAUCUUCACUGCUAUCCGGAAUUUUUUACAAAUUUGGCUUGAUAAAAGUCAAAGUGCACAAAAAUAUCUUAUUGAAUUAGAAGACCAUGGAACAAACUCUAAUUUAUCUGAAACUUUCAAACCAACAAACAAAUCAAGUCUCUUCCCCAACUUUGCAUCAAUGUACAAAAGUGGCCCUCGUCUAUUAUAUGAAAGUAAAGCUGGAAACACUGAGAGGAAGACACUUAUAACUCAUUUUCUGGUAAAUACUAGAGGUGAAAAUCUUAUUAACAUCAGCGUAUUUACCUAUUGGCGAAAUAAUGAUCACAUUACACCAGCUUAUAAAAAUAUGAAAAGUGACUCGAUUGAAAUGUGUGAAAGCUUUUUAAAACAAACACCAAUUCAGUCAGUAGCUGUAAAAUUCAAGACCCAUUCAACAAGUAAAGAUCUUUAUCGUCAGUGGAAUGGAAUGAAAUCGUGUAAAAACUUCAAGGAAUUAAUUGAACAACCUAUUAAAGUCAAUAAAGAGGAGAAAGCUUAUCCAAUUGCAUUCUCCAUCUCUGUUUAUGAAGAUGUUGGAAGGAUAGCCAGGUUAUUACGGUUAAUUUAUCGACCACACAAUCUCUAUUGUAUACAUGUAGAUAAAAAAUCACCAGAAUGGUUUUAUCGACAGAUUGUUGAAUUAUCUCAAUGUUUUGGUAAUAAUGUACUAGUUGUCAGUCGAGCCAGAAGUAUACCAGUCGUCUGGGGACAUUAUUCAGUACUUGAAAAUUUUUUGAUUUGUGCUGACAUACUACUGAAUAAUCAAAAUGUUAAAUGGAAGUAUUUAUUUAAUAUUAAUGGAAAAGAAUUACCACUGCGUACAAAUUGGGAAUUGGUUGCUGCUUUAAAAGCAUUGAAUAUGUCUAAUGUUGUACAAUUCUCUGCUAGAAAUGGACCAAAGCAUAGAAUUCCUAAAAAGAAACCAAGUUUUCCAGUUACAUGGAUAAAAGGAAGUUUUCACGCUGUUCUACGACGAGAUAUGGUUAACUAUAUACUGCAUGAUAAACAUUCCCUUGAAUUAUUAAGUAUACUCAAAGAAGAAGAGCCUCUAUUAAAAGUACCCGAUGAAAUGCUUUUCAGUACACUUGUUUAUAAUCCACAACUUGGUGCUCCUGGUGCAUGUCUUAAAAUUCAUCAAUCGAAUACAAAAAAUUCUCGAUCACUAUUUGUUGCACGAUAUAAAUUAUGGUGGCCGAAUUAUUGUGCAUCAAAACGUUUAGUUCGUGGAAUAUGCAUAUUUGGUGUACAACACUUGCAUGAAUUUACACAGAGGCCAGAAUUUUUUGCCAAUAAAUUCAAUCUUGGAUUUUAUGAUUUUGCCUAUGAUUGUUUAGAGUAUUGGAUAUUGAAAAAAUUGAAAAGUGAACAGAUGGCGGGAGAAUUAAGUGGGCAAUUUAAUACAACCUUCUAUUCUAGACUAUUCUGUUCACGUAGUCAUAUUUAGAUAGGAAGUAUUUUUCACUGUAUCAUUCCAGUUAUGAAGUCUGUUAACUUUCGAUAAAUAAUUUUGUAUUUAAUUUCUCAAAAUGCACUAAAUCAAAGUUUUAUUUUUCCCCCCAUGAUGGGAUAUUGUUUACUUC
Molecule: messenger RNA, 3103 nt
Organism: Trichobilharzia szidati
Lineage: Eukaryota; Metazoa; Platyhelminthes; Trematoda; Strigeidida; Schistosomatidae
Source: the annotation of a GenBank genome assembly